Solanum lycopersicum (tomato) is the source of this 5243-nucleotide messenger RNA. RefSeq names its product histone-lysine N-methyltransferase ASHH2. Gene Ontology annotation, cellular component: nucleus; chromatin. Lineage: Eukaryota; Viridiplantae; Streptophyta; Magnoliopsida; Solanales; Solanaceae. Gene Ontology annotation, biological process: regulation of DNA-templated transcription. Gene Ontology annotation, molecular function: histone H3K36 methyltransferase activity; zinc ion binding; protein binding. The record is from RefSeq and is a predicted model, not a curated record.
UGAUAAUAAAUAGAUAUUAGGAUUUGGGCCGGCGGAUCCCUUUUCCAUUUUCCAUAAAAACCGUUUGAAGCGAUUCCUUUACUUUCUCUCUUUCUACACCAACCCAGAAAAACCAAAACCAAAACCAAAACAAUUCUCUAUAAAAUUCAUUGAAUUUGCUAUUGACUAUUCUUCGACCUCUUUCUCUAUUGAUUUAUUUCUAACGACGGGUUAGUCAUCUUCUUCGUGAAUAGAUAUCACUGCUGCUGCUUUUGACUUGAUCAGCUUAACCAAGGAUUGUUUACAAAAGAAGAAUGAUAAACUCAAAAAAACUACUAUAAGGUUUGAUGCUUUGGAAAGUAAAUUUCCUGACAUUAAGUGUUUUGCCCCUGGGUGGAGGAGGCCUGGAUACAUCACUAAGUUGACCGUAAUCAAGCUACAAUACAAGCAAGAAGUGGCAGGAAAAAACAGUUAAGAAAGCAUCUAUAGAUUUCAAUUUCCUGCAAAUUACAAGAAAGAGAAGAAGCUAUUGCAGUAAGCAAGUUCGUUAUUCUAUUUGGCAUUUGCUGUGAAAUAUGGUGCAAGCUGUUGAACACAAUAGCGUGCUCGAGAUAGCUCAAAGUGAGCACAAAAAAUCAAAAACAACAAAGAAGGGUAAGGGAAAAGGGAGGCAGGGCAAAAAUCACACUGGUCAAAACUCGCAGAGAUCAAAAGGAAAAAGCUCCAUUCCUACCGGCCCUAUCUCCUUGAAAGUUAAAUUUGGUUCACGUUGCCUGAUGGAUGUUGUUCCUCUUAUUGAUGAUCACAUGGACAAACAGUGUACUACUGGAAAGGAAUUCAAAGAAUUGCCAAAUGUUGCAAGAAAUUUUGAUGAUCGGUUGGAGGCAGGGUUGCCCAGUCUGCAGUUCUCCAGUUGCAACAGAAAUUUGGAUAAUGUGUAUGUUUCUGUAUCUGAAUUAUGCCUAUCUGGAAAGAACAUCAGUCAAGAACCAGUGGACAAACAUUUGGACUUUCACCAUGAGUCACCUUCUCAGGAGGGAACAUCAAUUGAUAACAGGUGCUCAGAUUCUGGAACUUCGCCCGACUCAGAAGUUAUCAACCUGGUUCCGGAUAAUCAAAUUAUUGAGGGAGAACCAGAAGAGUUGAAUGAUUUAAUCCCGUCUAGGCCAUCUGUUGCUCCUGGAGAUGUUCUGAGUUUGCGUGUGUAUGACAGGAGCAAGAAAGGAAGGAAAAAAGAUAGGCUCCCAAAGUUUGCCAGUUCUGGUUCAAAAGAUCUGCUUAGUUCAGAUAGUAUGAGCAAUUCCCAAAUAUUUGGUCCACUUAUGCAAGGAGAUAAAGUACAAGGAGGGUCUUGUUAUGCGGAUACUUCUGCUUUAACAAUAGGUAGAAUCAGCUCAGGCAACAUAUCUAGCACUGAGAUUAUUUCAGGGGAACUGUUACCUUGUUCAGGAGUGCCAGAGUUCAAUAUUUCCUGUGCUGCUUCAAAGCUUGGAAGUGGCAUAGAGGGUAAUGUUUGUUCUAGCUUUGGCACCGAGUCACCAGAAACUGAGUUUGCUGAAAAAGUGGUAUCUUGUCAUGAUGGACAAAAUAUUACCAAAAGUGGAAGAUCAAAUUUAUCUGGCAAAGGCAGGUCACAGGUCCCGACUCAGAAGUUAUCCAAAAGUAGAGAAAGUGCUUCUAAAAAGAAGGGAAACAAAGAAAAGCAAGAUAAUAAGCUUGAAGUGAGACAUGAGAAUAACCAGGUCAAGAGUUUAAGUGAGGUGAAAAACCAUCCAGGAACAGAAAACGAAGCACCAUACGGGUUUGGAGAAGUUGGAUCCAGAAAUGAAACCUUAAGUGGAGGCAUCUCAGACUUGGACAUUAUGCGGAGUGAGGUGAGUCAGCCUUAUUUACAGCCAAGAAAUGCUUGGGUGCAGUGUGAUGAUUGCCAGAAAUGGAGGCGUAUAGCCUCUGUACUUGCUGAUAAAAUUGAAGAAACAAACUGCAAAUGGACUUGUAAGGAUAAUUUGGAUAGAGACUUGGCUGAUUGCUCGAUUGCACAAGAAAAAUCAAAUUCAGAAAUUAAUGCUGAGCUGGAAAUAUCAGAUGCCUCUGGUGAGGAAGAUGUCCUCCGUACACGCUUGAAUUCAAAUCGAUCAGGACAGAAGAAGGCUCCUGUUUCCCUUCAAUCAUCUUGGACCCUGAUUAAGAGAAAUUCAUUCCUGCAUCGUAGCCGCAAAAGUCAAACUAUUGAUGAGAUCAUGGUCUGCCAUUGCAAGCCUUCAGAACGCCGAAUGGGAUGUGGGGAGGGAUGCCUGAAUCGAAUGCUCAACGUUGAGUGUGUUCGAGGGAGUUGUCCAUGUGGAGAACGUUGUUCGAAUCAGCAGUUCCAGAAACGCAACUAUGCUAAAUUGAAGUGCUUUAAAUGUGGAAAGAAGGGGUAUGGCCUGCAGCUGCUUGAGGAUGUCUCCAAAGGGCAGUUUCUUAUUGAAUAUGUUGGGGAGGUGUUGGACUUGCAUGCGUAUGAUGCAAGACAAAAGGAGUAUGCCCUGAAGGGUCAUAAGCAUUUCUAUUUCAUGACACUUAAUGGCAGUGAGGUUAUAGAUGCAUGUGCUAAAGGGAAUUUGGGACGUUUCAUUAACCACAGCUGUGAUCCUAAUUGCUGCACAGAAAAGUGGAUGGUCAAUGGAGAAGUUUGCAUUGGACUCUUUGCCCUAAGGGAUAUCAAGAAGGGUGAGGAGGUUACAUUUGAUUACAAUUAUGUGCGUGUCUUUGGGGCUGCAGCGAAAAAAUGUGUCUGUGGCUCGCCUCGCUGUCUGGGCUAUAUAGGUGGAGAUCUGCAGAAUGCCGAAGUGAUAGUUCAGGCUGAUUCAGAUGAUGACUAUCCUGAACCCGUUGUUCUCUGCGAGGAUGGUGACAUGGGUGACGAACUAAACAAAAUUUUAUCUGCAAGAAGUUCAUUUGAUGUCACAGAAAUUAGAACUCCAGGGGAAACACCUAAAAACAAAUAUAAACUGGAUGAACCUUUUACUGGAAACCUGGAGACUACCACCCAAACCCACACACAGAAUAUAAUGAAACAAGAAAAUUCCAACAUGGACUCUGUUGCUGCUUUUGGCUUGAAGAUCAAAGAGGAAAGCAACAAGUGGCACAAUGUAUCUCCUUCAUUAUCUCUGAAGAAGAAGGAAUCAUCUGAGGCAAUGGAGGGGCUAGAAAGCCUGUUGCAUUCUUCUGUACGACCUGUUGGAAAUUCCUUGCAAUCGGAAGAUAUAACUGCUAAAACCAUAUCUGAAGUCAAAAGAGAGUGCUUAGAUGCUGUCAAAAUUUCUUCUGCACUGCCAUCUCCAAAUGCUAUGCUUAGCAAGUCUUUGAGGAAGAAAUCAGGCAAUGGGGAAACCAGUGAUGAAUCGUUGAAAUCUUCUCGUCGAUCAUCUUCAGUUAAAAAGGGAAAGUCGAAGAAUAGUGCUGUGAAUAUGACAUCUGCACCUGAUGUGAACAACAAAUUGCAAAUUCCACAACCUAAAUUCAAGAAACCAACACAUGAUUCCGCAAAUGGUCGGUUUGAAGCAGUUGAAGAGAAGCUUAAUGAGUUGCUGGAUCAUGAUGGUGGAAUAAGCAAACGCAGGGAUGCAUCUAGGUGCUACUUGAAGCUCCUCCUUUUAACUGCUGCUUCAGGGGAUAACUGCAAUGGUGAAGCUAUUCAGAGUAACCGGGAUCUUUCAAUGAUCCUUGAUGCGCUUUUGAAGACCAAGUCCCGCACUGUUUUGGUGGAUAUUAUAGACAAGAAUGGUUUGCAGAUGUUACACAACAUAAUGAAACGAUCUCAAAGGGAAUUCAAUAAGAUCCCAAUUCUCAGAAAGUUGCUUAAGGUUUUGGAGUAUUUGGCUGCGAGAGGGAUUCUUUCUCAUGAGCACAUUAAUGGAGGUCCCUCUAGACCAGGAGUAGAGAGCUUUAGGGUCUCAAUUUUGGGAUUGACUGAACACAUAGACAAACAGGUUCAUCAAAUUGCAAGGAACUUCAGAGAUAGGUGGAUACGUAGACCUCUCAGAAAAAGUAGCUGCAUUGACAGAGAUGACAGCCAGAUUGACUUGCGUCCUUCUCCACGGUACAAUAGGUGUUCACCAUUACAAGACCAUUGUGGUGUGAAACCCUCAGAAACAGAAGAAUGUACCUCACAUUUAAUGGUAGAAUCUACUAGGAUAGAUGCUGGUGUCCUUGAUGGCUCAUCUACUUCAUGUGUUGAUGGGGCAACCAAUGGAGCAAGGAAACGUAAGCGUAAGAGUCGAUGGGAUCAAGAGGCAGAACUAGAUGUAGAUCAAAGAAUUGAAACCAAUGCGGUUGAUGAUCGAACGCAGGACAUAGAUGAUGCCCCUCCUGGGUUUUCAAUCCCCAAGAAGGCCUCUAGGAUCUCAUGUGGUGCUUCUUCAAGUGCAGAUUGUAGUCUCCAAGAACCCAGUUGCAAGAAGCAUCCGCAUCCAGUGGUCACAGGGCAUCUGCAGCAGAGGUUUAUUUCACGAUUGCCAGUCUCCUAUGGAAUUCCACUUUCCGUAGUGCAGCAGUUUGGGUCACCUCAAAAAGAAAGAUGUGAUGCUUGGAGUGUUGCUCCAGGAGUACCUUUUCAUCCUUUUCCUCCUUUGCCUACAUAUCCCCAUGAUAGAAGAGAUCCUAUAUCUCCUGCAGAUAAUGCUGCUGGAAUUUUUAGCAAGCCACCUCAAAAUCCACAACAUGGCCUGUCUACUCAUAAUCCCCCACGCCUCUCUGGCGCAAGCCUCCGCAAGAUUCUGUAAAUACCCAAUUUGAUGUUGAAGGUGCUAGGGACUAUCAUAACUUGUGAAGGAAUUAUGUUUGACAGCAGAAGUGUAUUAAUUCAAAAAUGGCUGGAGGAGUGCACUGGAAACAACUCAAACGCUAGUAUGUGAAGUGUAGGUGUAGCAAGCAGCGAGAUUGAAUCAAUGAGUUUCCAUACCCGUAGAAUGGAGAAUUUGGGGCAUACUACUCCAACAGAAUCAUUCACAACACAGUUUUUAGUUUUAGCUAGCUUCCAUAGGUUAAAGCCCUCAGGGGCUUCCAAGUCCUUGGUACUGAUAAUUCUUUGCCACCAACAGAAUUGUAAAGCACUUAUUCUGCUUUUGGGGGUCUGAGUCCAUAAUUCUUUUUUCUCCGAUUGUUAAGGUUUAGAAAGAAAAAGAAUAGAUAUUCUUAUUUGACGCGUGCUACAUUGGCGAUAUCAUUAUUUAUGCCUCACAGGGGUAACCUUCAUAUUUUUUUUUUCAACUCUUCAAAAA